Molecule: messenger RNA, 276 nt
Organism: Adineta steineri
Lineage: Eukaryota; Metazoa; Rotifera; Eurotatoria; Adinetida; Adinetidae
Source: the annotation of a GenBank genome assembly
AUGAUUACUUUCUUAAAACGCCAAUCUGAACAACAUCGUCAAGCAUUAUUAAUUCAAAGUGAACGUCAUCGAGAUAUUUAUUUUAAUGAAUGUAAAUUAUAUGAAGAUAUAUAUCAUUCUAUUCAAAUAGCAUCUACCAGUGAUCAAUAUGCUCGUCAAUUAUUUGAAUAUAAAACUUAUAAUGAACAAAUAAAUCUAUUAUAUGAUCAAUUAAAUCAAGAUACACGUACGCGUUAUAUAAAACAACAUGAUCAAUUAGAAAAAACCUUCAAAUGA